AUGCUUCAAUCUACACCACCGGGUCAGCUGGCAGAUUUAUUCACCUCUAUGAUUGAUCUCACUUUAGACGAAAAGCUUGAAAUUCUUGAGAUGGUUGAUUUAAAGCCACGUCUUACCAAAGUCAUUUUGCUAUUGAAUCGUCAGCUGCAAGUUUUGAAAAUAUCUCAAAAACUACAAUCCACAGUGCAAAACAGACUUGGUCAAAAACAACGCGAGUUUCUUUUACGAGAACAGCUUGAAGCAAUUAAAAAAGAACUGGGAGAAAACGAUGAUGGGAAGGAUGCGGAUGAUGUAGUGGAUUUAACUAAGCGAAUUGCCGAGUCAAAGCUUCCAGAAGAACCCCUACGCGCUGCACAACGUGAGUUGAAACGGCUAAGUCGAAUGAACCCCAAUAUGUCCGAAUAUCAGGUUAUUCGCACGUACUUGGAGUGGAUGGCAGAGCUACCCUGGUCACAGAAAACGCCAGACAAUCUUGAUAUUUCUCAUGCUCGUGGUAUUUUGGAUCAUGAUCACCAUGGACUGGAUAGAGUAAAACUAAGAGUGAUUGAAUAUCUUGCUGUCAGAAAACUUAAGCAAGACUUACGAGGACCCAUUCUCUGUUUAGUAGGUCCACCUGGCGUUGGUAAAACCAGUCUAGGAAAAUCCAUCGCGAAUGCUCUUGGAAGAAAGUUUCAUCGCAUUUCACUGGGAGGUAUACACGACGAAGCUGAGAUUCGUGGACACCGACGUACAUAUCUCGGAUCACUUCCAGGUCUUAUUGUGCAGGGAUUGCGACAAUGUGGUGUAAAUAACCCAGUUUUACUACUUGAUGAGAUUGAUAAGCUUGGUCAUGACUAUCGUGGCGAUCCAUCCUCGGCAUUGUUGGAGGUUCUUGAUCCAGAGCAAAACUCGACAUUUACAGAUCAUUAUCUGGGUGUCCCAUUCAAUCUUUCAAAUGUAUUAUUUAUAGCUACAGCAAACGAUAUGGACACCAUUCCUGCGCCGCUUCUGGAUCGAAUGGAAGUGGUACAGAUUUCAGGAUACACAGUUGAUGAAAAAUUGAGCAUUGCCCGACAGUAUCUUCUUCCAAAGCAGAUUCAUGCACACGGACUUGCAGAAGAUCAUGUUAAAAUCAAUGACACUUUGCUACUUAAAAUUGCUACAGGAUAUACACGCGAGGCAGGAGUGCGACAUCUUGAGCGAGAGAUUGCUGCCGUGUGCCGAUCCCUUGCUGUCGAAUAUUCCAUUCUUAAAGAAACUGGUCGCGAAGCUGUAUUCAAUGGAAUAAUGGCUGCUGAAAAGCUCGAGUCUAUUUUGGGUGUUGAACGGUUUGACGAUGAGGUGUCGGAACGUACAGGGGUUCCAGGAAUUGUGACUGGGCUUGCAUGGACAUCCACAGGAUCUGGAGGGUUAUUGUUUAUUGAAUCUACAUGCACACCAGGAUCUGGAAAAUUACAUCUUACUGGGAAAUUGGGGGAUGUGAUCAAAGAGUCGGCACAAAUUGGGGUUACAUGGGUCAGAGCGAAUGCAGAUGCAUUAGGAAUCCACGGCACACACAAGAAUCUCUUUGAAGACACGGACAUUCAUGUGCAUUUUCCAAGUGGAGCAAUUUCUAAAGAUGGGCCAAGUGCUGGAGUGUCGAUCGUCACGUCACUCGUGUCACUGUUGACUAAAUCUGUAGUACGCAAUCAUACAGCCAUGACAGGAGAGAUAACAUUGAGAGGACAAGUACUGCCAGUAGGAGGGAUCAAGGAGAAAAUAUUAGCAGCACACCGAGGAGGGAUCAAGCAAGUGAUUGUACCAUAUCGCAACCAAAAGGACGUUAUUUCAGACAUUCCAGACCGAGUUAAACGAGAAAUGCAGUUUGUGUAUGCCAAGAGUAUUUGGGAUGUGCUCGGAGCAGCAUUUCCUGAGCAAGUUCAAUAUGAGCAACAGAGAAUUGCCGAGGCCAAACUUUGA
Molecule: messenger RNA, 1938 nt
Organism: Batrachochytrium dendrobatidis JAM81
Lineage: Eukaryota; Fungi; Chytridiomycota; Chytridiomycetes; Rhizophydiales
Exons: 7
Coding region: 1-1938 (645 amino acids)
Biological process (GO): protein catabolic process; protein targeting to peroxisome; protein processing
Cellular component (GO): peroxisomal matrix
Molecular function (GO): ATP binding; serine-type endopeptidase activity; ATP hydrolysis activity
Source: RefSeq, a predicted model, not a curated record